GUUGCUCGCAACGCACCGAAGAAGAGACUGUCACUUGCAAGCAGCUAGCUGUAGAAGUUAUCAGCUUUCUCCUUGUUGACCGAACUGGAAAUUCAUCAAGACAAAUUCAUCGUAGACAUCUCCCACCCGCGAACAGACUACUGCUUACUUUAGGUAUCCUUCUCAGAGAGUCACAAUUUUCCCCGUACAGUAACACUGUAUCACCACUGGACGCUGUGUGAUUCAGCAAAAUAAUGUGCUAUAGCUGAAGAUGGGGGGUAGUGGCUCCAAAUCCAAAGGAUUUUGGCCUUUUUCUGGCUCAGGUACUGGGGACGAUCCAGCCAAAGAUGGGAACGAGCAGCCGCUGACGAGAACUCGGAGUUUUCCUGGUGCAACGCCUUUUGUGUUUACCAGACGAAGCUCCUUGUAUUUUGAUGAAGAUGGCGACUUGGCCCACGAGUUCUACGAGGAGACAAUCGUGACAAAGAAUGGACGUAAAAAAGCCAAGCUGAAAAGAAUUCAGAAAAAUUUAACGCCUCAGGGAAUUAUAAAGCUGGACAACCCGUGCAUCCAUGUAGAUUUCCCAGUUAUCCUCUGGGAAUCCUGACUGUCUGAUUUACUGACAGAAGCCACUGUGUCACCUGCGCGUUGUGGUUUCCUCCCCCGUUGCAGCUGGAAGCCAGAAUCAACAUUGAAAUAAAUGACCUCUUGAUUUGUCUGCUCCUGUGUGGAACGGCUGAUACUCUGAGUACCGAGCCUCUGCAUGUGAUCUGUUUUUGACUUGAGUGAAGUGAGACACAGGGUAGGCCACCACGAGAGAUGUGGAGGGAAAACAAAACCCUCCCAGUUUUCUAGAGAUCGUGGUUAACGUGCAUGUUGGUGGGAAUGUGUGCAGACAGAGCGACACAUGAAAGAAUCCUAGAUUCCUUGUUUUGCUGCAGAUUAUUUUCUGGUAUGAAUCACUGAACUCAAUGAGUUUAAAAAUAUAUAUUAAGCAUUACUUGUUUAUUAUGGU
Molecule: messenger RNA, 994 nt
Organism: Nematolebias whitei (Rio pearlfish)
Lineage: Eukaryota; Metazoa; Chordata; Actinopteri; Cyprinodontiformes; Rivulidae
Gene: tusc2b
Product: tumor suppressor 2, mitochondrial calcium regulator b
Exons: 4
Coding region: 251-586 (111 amino acids)
Biological process (GO): regulation of mitochondrial membrane potential; inflammatory response
Cellular component (GO): mitochondrion
Source: RefSeq, a predicted model, not a curated record